UCUGAAAGAUGGCGCAUGUUUGAUUCGCAACUCGAAAUUAUGAUGUAUGGAAGGUGUAUUUACGCUCGAAAGGCGGGGAAGUGCGUUGAUAACCGGACGGGUGAGGGAGUGAGGGGAUUUCACGCGUGUUCCCCGUGACGUCAGUCCUGGACUUCGGUGGAAAAGUCGGUAAAAUGCUGAGACAUUCCACGACCGUGAGGGCUUAUUUCAAAGCAUCAGGUGAGGGCAAAGAUGAGUGUCAGAUCGCCGCCGACUGGCUGAUGUCCAACACGCACAUGCGCCCGACCAUCGGCAUCGUGUGCGGCUCCGGUUUGGGUGGUCUGGCUGAAAUACUCAAGGAGCGCCAGGUCUUCAAGUACUCCGACAUCCCCAACUUCCCUCAAAGCACAGUGCAUGGUCAUGCUGGUCAGCUGGUUUUUGGAACACUAAAGGGGAAGGCGUGUGUUUGCAUGCAGGGCAGGUUUCACCUGUACGAGGGCUACUCCAUCCAGAAGAUCACGAUGCCCAUGCGUGUCUUCAAGCUGUUGGGCGUGGAGACGGUCAUCCUGACCAACGCGGCUGGAGGGCUCAACCAGGACUACAAGGUGGGCGACGUCAUGAUCCUCAAAGACCACAUCAACAUGCCGGGCUUUGCAGGAGUCAACCCUCUGAUCGGACGCAACAAUGACAAGUUUGGCGUUCGCUUUCCCUGCAUGUCCGACGCCUACGACCGGGAGCUGUGUAAGCUGGCGCACGACGUGGCGGCAGAGCUGGACUUCAGCCACUUUGUGCAUGAGGGGGUCUACUGUGUCUUGGCGGGGCCCUCGUUUGAAACCAUCGCCGAGUGCCGCAUGCUGCUCAAGCUAGGGGCUGACGCUGUGGGCAUGAGCACGGUGCACGAGGUGAUCACGGCCCGCCAUGCCGGUAUGCGCUGCUUCGCCAUGUCGCUCAUCACCAACCGGGCGGUGAUGGACUACGACAGCCAGCAGAAGGCCAACCACGAGGAGGUGCUGGAGACGGGCCGGCAGCGGGCCGUGCAGCUGGAGAAUAUGGUGAGCACCCUGGUGGGCCGACUGGAGGGGGGCUACAAUGACAAGGCAAUGUGAAGACCACCCUCACUUCAUUUUUAAUCAGCUAACACACACACACACACACACACACACACACACACACACCUCUUCCCCAGUAUGGCUGAAACUUUCAAAAAAGUGUGUGUCAUGUUUCACUGCAAAGGCUCUGCUUUCCAAUUUUUAAUUUAGCUUAAAAUGCUGUACUAGUUAUGCAUCAGUCCAAAAUGACUAAAGGUUUUUUUUUUUUUGUUUUUUUACGUCAGCGACCAAUUUUUUAUUUUUUUUUAAUUUUCAGAUGAAGUAAUUUGGUGCAGUGUAAAAAAAAAAAUGUUACAGAAUAUAUAUAGAAAAUAUAUUUAAAUAGAGCAAGCUCUAGUAAAAUGUGAAAAAGAAAUAGAUUUAUAGCACUUACCGGCUUCAAAAGUCUUAUCGCUGAACUGCAAACUCAGCUGGUCUACUUUUUGCAAUAAAAUGCUGAACAAGGA
This is a messenger RNA of Nerophis lumbriciformis (worm pipefish), 1534 nucleotides long. RefSeq names its product purine nucleoside phosphorylase-like. Gene Ontology annotation, biological process: nucleoside metabolic process. Gene Ontology annotation, molecular function: purine-nucleoside phosphorylase activity. The record is from RefSeq and is a predicted model, not a curated record. Gene Ontology annotation, cellular component: cytoplasm. NCBI's taxonomy places the organism in Eukaryota, Metazoa, Chordata, Actinopteri, Syngnathiformes, Syngnathidae.